GGCUCAUGGUGGGAUUUCGCUGUAACGGCUGGAUGUUUCGCUUUGCCCCAGCAAACCGUGAGAGCUUUGCCCGGAUAAGACGAACGAGAAGCGGCAAUCGAUGAGAGAGUGAGGGGAAACUGGAGCAAUGGAUGGACACAGUGCACAGGGUGCCUGUGAAGAGGAGGGGGAGCGGAGUGCAGAUUCUGUGGGCCUCUUAAACCUCUCAGAUGAGAUCCUGCUCUGUAUUCUUUACCAGCUCCCAGUCUGUGACCUGCUCCUCAAUGUAGCCAAUGUCUGCCACAAGCUACGCAUGCUGUGCUAUGACAAGACCCUGCUCUCACAAGUCUGCUUGUCUGACCAUUAUUUGGCCAAUGACAUGAUGGUGGUGCGUACCAUUGAGAAGCUGUCCAAUCAUGUGCAGUCUCUAAGCCUGAACAGUUGUUAUUGGCUGUCGGGCUCCACUCUGAAGCACCUGUCCCGCUGCAGACAGUUGACCCAGCUCGACGUGACGGGGUGUAAGCUGACCACGAUCCGUUUGUCCCACCUCCUCUCCUCUCUGUCUCUUCUGCGCUGCCUGGCCUUUGAUGUCACGUCCAACUUCAGCUCCUCUCAGCUCAGCUCCGAGGCUGUGGACACGCUCAGUGGACUGUCGGAGCUCAGGCAGUCUCUGCUCACUCCCAGCUAUGGGGUUGUUCCAUAUUGUGCCCAGCUCCGCAAGCUGAUGCUACAGUUUGAUAUCUCUGACGUGACCAGAGAGGGCGUGGGAGUGUCCUGUCAGCUGAUGGUGGGGCAGAGCAGCGUGCCGCAUUAUCAGCAGCUAGAAGAGUUCACUGCUCGACUAGCACCAGGAGAGGUGAACCAGACCCUGCUGCUCCUGUACCUGGCCGUUUUCAGUGUCCACAUUCCGGAGCGUCUCCGAGUCUUCCUGGUGUCGAUCCCUGGGCCGAACCCCGCCCAUUGGCCCUCUGCUCGGACCCUGGCCCAGAGCUUGGGACAGAGGGGUGACCUGGAGGCCCUUCAGCUACCUAGGACAUGGCUGGACCCCCCCUCGCUGAAGCUAGCUCUAGGGGGAAACAGCCCUCACCAUCUGAGCUUCAGCCGGUGCCCUGCGCUGUGGCCCCAAGUUUUCCAAUUGCUUCUGGAAGGAGGAGUAACCGAUCCUACCCAGCUCUCUAGCUUAAACCUGAGUGGAAUAAAUCACGUUUUGUACUCCGACUGCCGAAACAUUGACGACCAGCUACUAGCCUCCACUAUGAGUCGAUUGGCAAUCGGCUGCUCAAAUUUAAAGCACUUAAACUUGAUGCACACUCACUAUCACCAUGAAAAGACACCCGGUUUGAAUAAUGAAAUGCAUUUGGGCUCUAGUUUGGCUAAUUUGAGAAAAUUAUGUUCGCUUACUUUACCCGCAUGUGCACUUUCAGAUGGAGUAAAUUCAAAUAACAGCUCGAACACUAAUUCUCCGUCAUCACUUUUACUUGGCUUAAAGAAAUCUGGAAGAGUAGGCCUUCAGAAUUACAAACCAGACUUGGGACAAUCCUCCUCAGUGGACAGUACUUCAGGAUUAGCCCAGCUGACAAUGGGGUGUACGACUUUAGAGGCACUGGAGAUCAUUGGUCCUGGUUUUGUUUCAGUUCUUCCCAGACUGGAGCCGUGCACUCGCAGCAGUGUAGAACCCCGUGGAAUGUGCGCUUGGGCGAGGGGAGUGGGAGAUGCACACAUAGCAGCUCUGGAGGGCCUAAAAAGAUUGAGAUGCCUGACUUUGGCUGGACUGCCGGGGAUUCUGAAAGGGACAGGGCUGGUACACAUGGCCAAACAUUGUAAGAACUUGAAAGUGUUGUCACUGGCCAACAUCGGAGCGGUUAAGACAAUGAACUAUGCUCCAGCUCUACAGGAGACGCUUAGACACUGCACACAACUGCAAGAACUCAGAUUAGAGCAGCCAUACUUGAGUGCCAACAGUGCGUUCUUUGAAGCCUUGUCGUGCUGCCCCCUCCUGCGUCGUCUCUGCCUGAUCUCCCGCAGUGGGACUUUUGACCCCUCCGCCAUAGAGAGCUUCAUGGAGCGGUGCCGCCUUGUGGUCAUGUGCCAUCUGUUCAUGGGAGGGACUCUGGUGGCUUGUCGUACUCUGCAGAAAACACUGAUAGAAAGGUUUUCAGCUGAGCGUCCGGCCCUGAGCGUGGUCAUCUACCCCUUACACCACGAGGAUCUGCCUUCGGUCAUCAGGGAUAUCCCACUAACACUGCUCGACACAGUUACCUUGUUUCAGAGUCAUGUCGCCCAGCCUCCACAUUUGUCACCGUACUAACUCUGUACAAGACCCUCAAUAUGAUGAUUGGUGCUCAACUAAGGUGCUAAAGUGAAUAAAGUUUACAAUUUCAAUA
Molecule: messenger RNA, 2363 nt
Organism: Periophthalmus magnuspinnatus
Lineage: Eukaryota; Metazoa; Chordata; Actinopteri; Gobiiformes; Gobiidae
Gene: fbxl18
Product: F-box and leucine-rich repeat protein 18
Exons: 7
Coding region: 128-2287 (719 amino acids)
Biological process (GO): SCF-dependent proteasomal ubiquitin-dependent protein catabolic process
Cellular component (GO): SCF ubiquitin ligase complex
Molecular function (GO): protein binding
Source: RefSeq, a predicted model, not a curated record